UAUUACUUUACCGCAGUACUGGUUUGUUUUUUUUUUUUUAUCAUUUUUUACUUCUUUACACAUUUCUCGCAGAUUGUCCGAAUUACACCUACGAUGAAUAGCAACAAUUUUUACGGCACGUGAAUCACGCGUCCUCCACUGCGAAUGUCGGAUAUAAAUAUUGAGGGCAAUAAAACAGUAAAAUUUCAAAGAAUCUUCGUGAUUAAUAACAGGAAAAAUGAGGUCAGAGUACACCUUUUGAUUGUACUAUAGGUAUACACAAUCACGUGUGUAUAUGUAGGACAAUGUUUUAAUAUUAAUCGACGAUAAUCGUACCGCUGCAGUGAAAUGAAAUAAAAUUCACGUUUGUCCGAAAACAUCGUUAUCGGGUCAAUAAGCGUACAGGUGAUAUAAUACCCACGCGUGACCUUGGAAGAAAUGAAUGAUACAUAGUCAUCAUCUAUCUGUACGAUACUUGGAUAGUGCGAAAAGGAUUUUUCAAUCCCACGCUUGACAAUGGACAGAGUAGUAUGACUCGCAUCUUUGAAUUGUAAGCUGUAUCUCUACAAUCAAUCAAGACGACAUAAUCUAAAUUUAGAUGCUUUUAUCGAGCCGCGAUCGGUUCGCAUAUUAUACCUGUCUGUACGUGUAUAGAAGCUUUAAUCCAUUUUUGCGACGCGGACGGCGGGAGGUGUUCAAAUUCGAAACAGAACGGAUUCUGAAGAUGCGACUUUGAUCGGAAUAAGUGUCACAAAGAGUUAUUAUUUUUCACGGCGCGAAUUCGCUGCAGCUUAGCAAAUGAAGAGAGAACAAACCGUGCCAACUUAUGCUGUGUAUUACACUGAUGUAGGUAAUACCAAGAGUGACAAACCGUGAAUAAUUUGAUGCUAAUUUUCGUACUUCAACGCUGACUUCCUUGAGAAGGCCGUUCGAAACGUUGUCUAGACUAAAAAAAACCAGUUAUAUUCGUGAAUCUUCUCCAAGGUUGGUAGAAUAUGGAGAUAUCAAACAUCUCGCGAGUCUCGCACGAACAUGCCUCGAACACACGUGAUAUGUUUAGUUUAUCACCGUCAUUGAGAUUUUAAUCACGUUGAAAUUCUAAUUUAUUCACAUAGUUACAUGUGCGCGAUGCCAUCACGCAGUUUUAGUUUGCUUAAUCACGUUUCGCUGUGAUCCUUAAAUUCUUCUAUACUUGAUCAUAUUAUUGUACGAUCGUUGCGUAAUUCAUUUUUUCUUAACGUUAGACGCCCAUCAUCUUGACCACCGUAUCUCUGUAUAUUUAAUCAUCCGUCCAUGUGGUCGGAAUUCGUAUUUUUCCCCUCACCGCAGCGAUGAUUCGUCGUCUCUGUUGAAGAACAAAAAACACGAUGUUUUAUCACCUUUCCAAAAUGAUUCUUUAUGCAGCCUGCCGGAAGUGCCACACACAUAUAUUAUUCGUAUUAUUUGUCAUUUUUUGGCGUCGUCGAUUUCGCAUCACGAUGUUCACCGUCCGCCGGGAUCCUGCUUACUCACCUCAUUAAACAUGCGAAUAAUAUGUUUCGUCGCGGAUCGUUUCGACGGCAUAGCAAUCGUGCCAAGUAGCCACGUAUCGUCAAUUUGCAAUGUCGUUACAACGUCCCGCCUUUAAACACCUCAGUUCAAACACAGCUAUUAGAUUGGUUCUAAUUCUCGGAUCGUUUCUGAAACAUUUUCGACUCGACGUCUUGUAUUGCCGUCGAUGACGAGUUCCAAUAGAAAUUUUCCUACUUAUAUCGUUAUGUACACUUGUGGACUUGAAUUCAGAGACGGUUAGUUUUACGGCCUAGUCGAUUACGUUGGUAACGCAAAUUGUGUCCCUAGCGGCCGGCGAACAGUGGCGCUGCAGGCUGAAUCAGCGUUGCCAACGUCACCGACUCGGCCGAAAAACUAGCCGUUUCUGAAUUAAUCUUCACAAGUGUACAUCGCGUUUUAUACGCCUUGAUUGUAAAAGGAAAAAAAAAACUUUAUUUUCGUAAAUGACGGAAUGCACCUGUAAAUUUUCAACACAUUUCUGAGGCGUAUACUAAAAAUAUUUCCAACGACAUCUUUCAAAAUAGAAAACACACGUGAUGCUAUAUAGCAGUUGCGUAUGUACACUUUGCAUAGAUUUUCGGAUAUCUACGUCUUUCAUCAUCAGUUGCCUGAAGUAAUACAUCGCCGGCACUCAACGGUCCAAAUAAUUCCAUAAUCUGCUUAUACGCAUCUCCGAGUCUGGUGAAAAAAAUUAGGUCAGUCGAUGUUGAUGGUGGCAAGGCCGAAUAUAUAUCCGCACCAUAGAAUAAGGCGUGAUCACAAUAGGCCCUAUUGUCGGGGCUUGUUAUAUGGGCUGGUAAUCUGUCAAUUACCCUCGUAACAGUAACGAUGUUACGUCACCAGUAAAAGCUUCUGCUUACACUGAUCGGUAAAUGGAUCACCUAUUCCUCGUGCAAUGCGUCUGCGAUACUUGUUAUAUAGGUACGUGUAAGGCCAUGGUACAAUAUCAAAGGUAUACGGAAAUUAACACGAUCUGGUAAAAUCUCGGACGAUAUACUUUGACGGCGGUGAAUGUAUGUAUAUUGCGUAUAUAUGUAUAUAUGUGUAUAUAGUCAAAUAUUAUACAGUCGUGACAAUUUUUAUUAUACACAGAUAUGUAUGUAUAUGAGUAUAAUAUUUGACUUGCAGAUUAGACAUAAAUUAUAUACAUUGAAUGUCACGUACGAGCGGAUGAUUUUUAUGCCGCAACGUAUGUACGUACUAUUGGCGAAUAAAUGAUCUGAAUAUGGUGAUUACUCCAACGGAUACGAUCUUCUCAGUUUUUUCAGAUCUCAAAACAAGUAUGUAUACCGCGUAACUUGGCGGUGUGUACGCGUUAUCAAACGAUUAUAUCAGUUUCUUACAGGUAUAGUAAUAACAGCUAUUCUCGAAAACACGCCGAGUCAUUCUAUGUGUGCUAUCGACGAGAAUGUUGUGCAGAUUUUAAUAUUUGCGACGACAGAAAAAUGCAUCGCAAAGAACCCGUAUAGACAAGAUCGUCGAUGUUGAAAUAUCAGAAAAACUAGUAAUCAAUGCUCAACUGUCAAAAUCACAGCUGUACUCCCAGAUGAUCGAUCGAUUGGUAAUCUUUUUGCGCGGUAUGCCCGGAGUAAACAGAUUGCAGGAGAAGUUGUAGAAGGAAGCCUCGGUAAUUGUAUUGCGAAAAAUAAACGAACGUUGAGAAAUUGUACGAUCAGUGAGAAUUUUCCACCCCAAUUCCUCGGAUCGGUACCGAUUUUCAGCGCAGAACCUUGUCUGUCGAUCAAGCUGAGGAAUGUCUCGAGGUAAAAAAUCGAAGAAAAAGGUACCUCGGCGAAGACAGGAAACGUCGUCGUUGCUUACCACGAACCGUCAUACCGAAAUACACACGGCCACUUUUCGUGGAGGAGUUGCAGGUACCAGCAAGGCUGCAUCGUUUCUGAGAUUUCCACACGAAGGCAAAAAGCUCCAAGCUCAACCUCGAAGUCCCUUCAAUUUUGGCAAUGGGCAGGUAGACGUAGAAUCUUGCUUCCCGACUCUAAAUCAGCCAUCCCCGAAGAGCCUGAGCACCGUGUUCAACGCAGCGGAACUUGAAAAACUGAAAGAAACGUUGCACGUGUCAGAUUUGUCCUACACGCCGUUACUCCUUGGCUCGGUUGUUCUAGAGAAAAGUGAUACCGUAAAAAGACUACUGCGAGAUGGACACCGGGUCGAUUGUUGUGCGGAAGACAAGUCGACCCCGCUGAUGUGGGCGGUUAGGAAAAAAAACCUAGAGAUGAUCAACGUGUUGAUGCAACACGACGCUGAUCCAACUCUACUCGACAAUAAUACGGACAACGUUGCCUUGAUUGCUAUCCAGUCGACGACUUGGGAUGAAAAUGACUUUCUAGACUUCUGGAAGACCAUUAACUACAGAAUGGAUCUUGACCAUGCGAAUGUCACCGGGAACACCGUGCUUCACUAUGCGAUUAAGCGCCAGUGGAACGUUCUGGUUGAACAGAUAUUGAAAACUGAGGCUAACGUUAAUUGCGCAAACGUCAAGGGGGUCACUCCGCUGAUGAUGGCGGGUAUCAGGGUGAACCCCUCUAUGGUGAGCGCUCUUCUUCGAUGUCACGCCGAUAUUUCUCGGGAGGAUUCCCGAGGGUGCACUGCUCUGUGCUACUCCAUUGCUUGUAGCAUGCAAAAGAAACUCGACACACCCCAUCCGUCGCUACAGAAGCUCGUCUGCGCGGUCAACGCGGAAGAAUCAAAUUUCACAAUUGAAAGCUACUUGAGGAGACGCCUGGAACUUUUGAUCUAUCCACCCGAACAAGCGGAAAAUUUUACGUCGACAAUAAACUCCAUCAUCAGAAACGUAUUCGGAUUCUUCAUUCAGUACACGCAGUCUGGUCUUAAGAUAUUCCUGCAUCUCGAUGUCUUCGAACAGAUUCGAAAGGCAGUAGAGGAACACAUGGAGAAUUGGAAUUACCUUGAAGCUGUACUGGGAAUUCUGAUUGAUUUACUUUGUUACUGCGACUGCUCCACCAAUGGUGAUACCGCCAAAACACCAGAGACUGACUUGAUGGAUUCAUUUGCAAUCGCUGAUCUGCCUAAUGCUUGUCUCCGAGUAUUAAGACGGCUUAAAUUAGCAUCUACCGACAGAUAUGCGGCAGAUCGAGCCGCGAAUUGCAUAGUAUCAUCGGGAUUAGAACCUAUUUUUGCUAAAUGUACAACACAUGGAAAGACUCGCGAGUGGUUGGAAGAAAAUCGUGAUCACAUUGAACCGUACUAUUCAAAUUUGCUACAGGAGAACCAUAAGGCGCAGUUACAAACACUGGCCAAAGAUCAGAAACAUCGUCUAUUUAGUACGAUUAUGCAAUUUCGUUAUCUGAUGAGAAACUUUAAACAGCGCAGUGACACAGCUCUGGAAUCAUUACCGGAUUCUAGCUUCAGCAAAAGUGAUCGGUCACUUAAAAUCAAUCAGUCGUCAACAAGUCCCGAACAUUCUCCCGCUCCGAGCGUUGGUUCAUCGAAAAAACAACGUCGUAAAAUUAAAACCCUACGAAUGAAGUUGGCCAAGAUGAGAGGGCUGACAUUGGUUGAGCAUAAUGGUUCAUCGUGUGUUCAGAGCGAGGCUGGUGGUAAAUAUUUUCCAAAAAGUACGCGACCACCGAUGUCACAUCAUGGGAACCCCGCAGUUCGGAUUGAACAUCAAAGUCCUCGGUCGAUGUUUCGGCGACAGCAUCAAUCGUUGUGUAGAAGAAAAAAUUGCGCUUCUUGGAAGCCAACGGAAAGGAGUGAGACCGAGGAUUCGAUGAAGGUUUUCAAUUCUAAUUUCUCAACUGGCAACGUCGAACUUAAACCGAAAAUUGGUGAAGAAAAUUCCGCAACGAAUGGAAGGGAACUAUCAGUAGCUGGAGAUGUCGGAGGGUUUAAAACCCCACUCACCACUUUGGAGACUUUGGAGUGUGUUUCGCGAGUUUCGAAUCCGGGUAAUUUCCUAGACGAUGCUAUGCUUUCUCAGACGAGGCGUGAAUUGGAAGACAAUAACAAUUCCUGUAAUAAUGAUCCACCGUACCAACCUUAUACCAGCGAAGUGGACGAAAGUAAUAAUUCAAGUGAAUAUGUGCCCGACAACGUGGAGGCAACGAUUUUCUACCUUUCAAAUUUGUUUGAAGAAAUUAUAUCAUGUUACCGAAGAAAUUGGCAACACGAUAGAGAAUCGGGUUACCCAGGCUACAAAGGAGGUCAAGGUGAUCUUGUGGCUGCCACAGAGGAACAAAUUGAAAUAAGAAUCGAAGAAAUAGCAAGGCUUAAUGCCAUAUUACCAAAGCUGGAAGAUUCUUGCAUAAAAAAGUUAACGGAAAGUUGGUUGUCCUUGAUCUCGAAGGUGCGGGAAACUGCAAAUCGUGAUUUCAAAAAAUACAAGAGCGUCGUCACUCUGCUCCAGCUGCACCUGCUGAUGCAUCAAGUGUCUCCAGCGAAUGAUUUUGAUAAAAGCAAAGACAAGCCUACGAUUGGUAAACCUUUGAAGAACGAUGAACUUAAUAAAAAACUGGGAACUAUAGGUGACGGAGGAAUGAGAAAGGAAAAAUGGAGAAAAUCCGAUUUCCUUAGCGAAUCGUCAACGGAGAUGCAUUGCGGGGGAUCUUAUGAAACCGAGGAAACGCAAUACCGUUUGAUUCAUCAUCGCGUGCAGAACACAUUGCUCGAUAGUGAUUGUGAGUCUACUGAUAGCGACGGUGAAGCGUCGGCUCGGGUUCCUGGUAAACAAAACCAGCUGCAAACUACCACGUACCAAUGCUGUGAACAAGGCAUGCUGGAGCAGAGCCCGAAUCCAAUGACCCCUGAUGAUACAGCAACCGUUGUGUACACGACUCAAAUAAUAGAGGCUCGUCGUACCCAAGUUAACGUCAACUCCACGACGCAUACAUUCGCAGAAUUAUUGCGAACACGUAGCGCCGACGUGUUUUCUACCAUCCCGGCGCUGCCACCGGUAAUUCAAUUGCGAACAACCAGGGCGACGGCUUUGACACUCGCCGAAAAUCCAUCGAUGCAGUCCAAAAAUCGGCGGUCACUCAACCCCCGAAAGGGUGCUCCAGCAACGCAAUCGUACGUCAGCCGAUGGGACGUCUUACUGAAGGGAUUCAGAGCGCAUUUGAAACACAGAACAAACGGACCAGGAGAUGCCGUGCUUGUCAGCGCGUCGGAACAGCGAAAACAUUUCACUAUAUCGUUGGGCGGCAACUUUGGGCCGAUCGAAUUGGGCCUUGACACAGACGGGAGACCUCUUGCUGUAAGAAGAUUGCGCAGAGAAGACAGUGCGCUCAUUCUGUCUUCACUGACUCAUCUACUUGCCAUUAGACACGUUAACAUUUUGCCGUUCUUCAUUUCUGCCGACAAUGGUGCGGAUGUGAUCCUCAGCACACCCCUAUGCGAAUAUAACCUUGGAGAGUACCUGAUGUAUUUGAAAAUCGGCAAAGGACUUGAGGAGCGAUCGCUUGUUCUCGUUAAACAAUUUUUGGCGGGAUUGUACUUUUUGCACAACAACGAUGCGCCCGUUGUUCACGGUAACAUCAAGCCAUCAAAUUUGAUGAUCGAUCGAGCUGGCGUUUUGAGAUUGGCUGAAUUUGGCUUGUGGAAAUCGCUCUACCGUUCCAGCCGUCCGCCGAGCUCAUCGAUGAUUUGGUUUUCACGCGAAAGUUACGAAAAUUACGAAGAGAAUGAAGUACUCGACUGCACUUGCGCCUCUGACAUUCAGAUCGCCGGGAUGGUCGUUCACUUCAUAUUAACCGGAGGCCUUCACCCCUAUGGGAUUCAGACCAGCGAUAUCCUCGAUAACAUUCGACGUGGUUAUCCGACAAUUCAAUGUCAAGGCUGUGAAAUCGUUGAUCUGAUAUCGUGGAUGCUGGUAAUUGACCCACUCGAACGUCCGUCCAUUAAUCAAGUCCUCACGCAUGUAUUUUUCUGGGAUGCAAACAAGAAAUGGUCCUUCCUAUUGGCUUGCGCCGGAAUAAACGCCAACGGUGAAGCUCUUCCACUGCCGUUAGAGUCAUUCCACAAAGAUUUAGAAGCCAAGGCAAUAUCCGAUCAAGUUAAAGGUGAUUGGUUGUCAAUAGUUCGGACACAAUUUCCUACUUUGGCGUUGAAUGAAGGCCAGUACUCGACUUCGCCAACUGGACUUUUGGUAUUCGUGCGACGAUUAUUGGAAUCGGAACCAGCUGCUUUCCAGUCUGCCGUGUCGCAAUUUAUCCUUAGCGCAUUCCCCACGCUAACUCUGUCGCUCUAUCGCCUUCUCGAAGCAACACGUUGGCACUCUCAUCCUGUGUUUUCGUCCUAUGUGAGAAUGAAUCGAGUUUGAUGUCGGUUGUGAUAAUAAAAAAUUCACCUGUCAUCAGGCAUAAAUCAAAGUAAUGCACGUUUUACAUAUAUUUUCAGAAACAUUUAUUUUACAUUCUUAAGACAGUGUUCAAUAGUGUAUACUGUGUAAAACGUCCAUGUUUUAUAACUUACAAUAUAUAUAUGUUACAAUUUGUAAGUAUUAUUAUGUUACGUACGAGUAUUCGAUUAUUAUUUCUCAACUCGCAUUCUUGAUCGCAUGUUAGUUUAAUCCUCUUAUAAAGCAUAUUAUUUUGCACGCGUAGUUUUCUCGGAGCUGAAUAUUCUGUAUAAAAAUGAUUCAAAACAUGACAUAUAAUAUACUUGCAAGACGGUAUAGAUAACUCGUGC
Neodiprion virginianus is the source of this 8196-nucleotide messenger RNA. RefSeq lists its product as uncharacterized. Bases 3284 to 7828 code for a protein of 1514 amino acids. Lineage: Eukaryota; Metazoa; Arthropoda; Insecta; Hymenoptera; Diprionidae. The transcript is spliced from 9 exons. Gene Ontology annotation, molecular function: protein serine/threonine kinase activity; RNA endonuclease activity; ATP binding. Gene Ontology annotation, cellular component: IRE1-TRAF2-ASK1 complex. The record is from RefSeq and is a predicted model, not a curated record. Gene Ontology annotation, biological process: protein phosphorylation; intrinsic apoptotic signaling pathway in response to endoplasmic reticulum stress; IRE1-mediated unfolded protein response.